UCCUUGGGAUGGUUCAAAAACCCGGGAACUCCUCGACGCGCCACUUUGCUUUGGAGCGGGAAUCGUGACACUUCUCAGUUCUUCGGAGCUCUAUUGUGAACUUAUUCCAAAAUGCGUGAAUGUAUCAGUGUUCAUGUUGGCCAGGCUGGAGUGCAAAUUGGCAAUGCUUGUUGGGAAUUGUAUUGUCUUGAACAUGGUAUCCAGCCUGAUGGUCAAAUGCCUAGUGAUAAGACCAUUGGUGGGGGUGAUGAUUCUUUUAACCUUCUUCAGUGAAACUGGAGCUGGAAAACAUGUUCCCCGAGCAGUCUAUGUAGAUCUUGAACCAACUGUUGUCGAUGAAGUUCGCACUGGUACAUACAGACAACUGUUUCACCCCGAGCAACUGAUAACUGGGAAGGAGGAUGCCGCCAAUAACUAUGCUAGAGGUCAUUAUACCAUUGGAAAAGAGAUUGUGGACCUCGUCUUGGAUCGGAUUCGUAAGCUCGCAGAUCAAUGCACCGGUCUUCAAGGUUUUCUAAUUUUCCAUAGUUUUGGAGGAGGAACCGGAUCAGGAUUCACUUCUUUGCUGAUGGAAAGAUUAUCUGUAGAUUAUGGCAAAAAGUCGAAGCUUGAAUUUGCCAUUUAUCCUGCACCUCAGGUUUCCACUGCGGUUGUAGAACCUUACAACUCUAUUCUUACAACACAUACUACUUUAGAACAUUCAGAUUGUGCUUUCAUGGUUGACAAUGAAGCUAUUUAUGAUAUUUGCAGAAGGAAUUUGGAUAUUGAACGACCGACAUACACUAAUUUGAACAGAUUGAUCGGUCAGAUUGUCUCAUCCAUCACUGCAUCCUUACGAUUUGAUGGUGCUUUGAAUGUAGAUCUAACAGAAUUUCAGACCAAUCUCGUGCCUUAUCCACGAAUUCAUUUCCCAUUGGUAACCUAUGCUCCAGUUAUUUCUGCUGAGAAAGCAUAUCAUGAACAAUUGACGGUUUCCGAAAUUACUAAUGCUUGUUUUGAGCCUGCAAACCAGAUGGUGAAAUGUGAUCCAAGACAUGGAAAAUAUAUGGCUUGCUGUCUGCUGUACAGAGGGGAUGUAGUGCCGAAAGAUGUCAAUGCAGCAAUUGCUGCAAUCAAGACCAAACGCACCAUUCAAUUUGUUGACUGGUGUCCAACUGGAUUCAAAGUUGGUAUCAACUAUCAGCCUCCUACUGUUGUUCCUGGUGGUGAUCUUGCCAAAGUGCAAAGAGCUGUUUGCAUGCUGUCCAACACUACAGCUAUUGCUGAAGCUUGGGCGCGUCUAGAUCAUAAAUUUGAUCUCAUGUAUGCCAAGAGAGCUUUUGUUCACUGGUAUGUAGGUGAAGGUAUGGAGGAAGGAGAAUUUUCUGAAGCAAGAGAAGAUUUAGCUGCUCUGGAGAAGGAUUAUGAAGAAGUUGGCAUUGAUUCCACUGAAGGUGCUGAAGAUGAGGGAGAUGAAGAAUUUUAAAAUGUGCACUGAAUGAGAAUUAAUAUUUUCAAGUUUCCAAUAUUCAUUCUUGUGUUGCAUUUUUUAAUUUACUUCAAAAUAAAUGUUUUUAUUUCUUGAA
Uloborus diversus is the source of this 1565-nucleotide messenger RNA. RefSeq names its product tubulin alpha-8 chain-like. Gene Ontology annotation, biological process: mitotic cell cycle; microtubule cytoskeleton organization. The record is from RefSeq and is a predicted model, not a curated record. Gene Ontology annotation, molecular function: structural constituent of cytoskeleton; GTP binding. Lineage: Eukaryota; Metazoa; Arthropoda; Arachnida; Araneae; Uloboridae. Gene Ontology annotation, cellular component: cytoplasm; microtubule.